AUGGCCGAGCUGGGCCUUGGCCCUCAGAUCCCUAGGAGCGGCCCCGGGCCGUACCGACUAGGGCUCCCAGGGGAGGCGAAGGUCCUCCCCGAAGAGGUCGGGGGUAAUCCCCCUGAGUGCGGGAUACCAUCUAUGCGGGGCAAGUCCCGCGUCGUGCGGAGGUCGGGCUCCCUUGAAGGUAUAAAUAAUAACACACAUCCACUGUACAAGGUCUUGGAUCAGCUCUCCCAUCGACACCCCGAGCUGAUCAGGUCAGCUCUCCUCGGGGAAGCUCAGCGCUUCUUCACCAAUGUUAUUGGUUAUCUUCAUUCUGUGUUUCCUACACCGAUUAUUUAUAGAGAUUUGACGCCAAAUAAAGUGAUAAUAGACCAAUGUGGUGUUGCUAAACUUUUUGACUUCACAUUUUCAAUAUCUCUUCCUCCUGGAGAACUGCAGGUGGAAGAUCGUGUUAAAGGGACAUUUGGAUACUUAGAGCCUCAAUACGCAAUUACAGGCUUUAUUACUCAGAAGACAGAUGUUUAUGGCUUUGGGAUGCUCAUGCUUGUGCUUUUCAGUGGAGAAACAGCGAUAAUGAAGUAUCAAGAAGGAACAGUAGAACCGAUUCAUGUCAGAGAUUACAUCAAAGACUGCCUUGACAAUGCUCAAAUUAACCAAAUUUUGGAUCCACAGAUUAUUGAAGGAGAAAACAGUGACGGGCUCAGGCAGAAUUUGCUGGCGUUCCUGGAUCUGGCUUUAAGAUGCACAGAAUAUGAAAGAGCUAAUAGACCAGAUAUGCUUGAUGUUGCAAAAGAGCUCCUCCAUAUUGAGAAGUCUGUUCGUCAUUAGCUCUACCACCACCACCUGAUCAUUGAAUGAGCUCAAGGGCCU
Messenger RNA from Coffea eugenioides, 867 nucleotides. RefSeq names its product non-functional pseudokinase ZED1-like. Lineage: Eukaryota; Viridiplantae; Streptophyta; Magnoliopsida; Gentianales; Rubiaceae. The transcript has 2 exons. Bases 1 to 825 code for a protein of 274 amino acids. Gene Ontology annotation, molecular function: protein serine/threonine kinase activity; ATP binding. The record is from RefSeq and is a predicted model, not a curated record. Gene Ontology annotation, biological process: cell surface receptor signaling pathway; protein phosphorylation. Gene Ontology annotation, cellular component: plasma membrane.